Olea europaea var. sylvestris is the source of this 1088-nucleotide messenger RNA. Its product is annotated as immediate early response 3-interacting protein 1-like. Lineage: Eukaryota; Viridiplantae; Streptophyta; Magnoliopsida; Lamiales; Oleaceae. Bases 576 to 821 code for a protein of 81 amino acids. Gene Ontology annotation, cellular component: Golgi membrane; endoplasmic reticulum membrane; COPII-coated ER to Golgi transport vesicle. The transcript is spliced from 2 exons. Gene Ontology annotation, biological process: endoplasmic reticulum to Golgi vesicle-mediated transport. The record is from RefSeq and is a predicted model, not a curated record.
UUUGUACGGAUAACUUGAGAAUCAUUCUCCACAUCCUCCCGUAUUAUUUUUGUUACCUUGUGAAAUAUGGUGCUUGGUCUUCCUCACGUGCUCUUCUUUUUGUUAAACAAAUUUAUCGUCGUUAAAUUAGAAGUCUUUCUUACUGGUUGUUGAGUUCUUGAAUGAAUGUCCAUAGGAUAAAUGUAAGGAAAAUGAGGAUGCUAAGAUGGAUGUGUCAUUUUACUCAAAUGGUAAAGAUAAGAAAUCAAAAUAUAUGCCAACACAUGGGUGUGUGACUGAGGAUAGUAGAACGACAAUUUAGUUUGUUGUGACCUGUUUUGCAUAGGGAUUCAUACGAGUGACGUGAUUUAGGUAGAGUAUGUCAGGAGGAGGGAGAGAACAAAAUAACAUGGUCUAUGGUAGUUGCCAAGGAUUAGAUGCUUUGAAUCUUUUGCAAGAUCUAUCAAUGAAUCGAAUGGAAUGGCAGAAAAGGAUUAUUUAGCGGGCCUGGUGACCUUAAAUUUAUUGUUAAAAAAUACUUAGUUUGUUGUAACUAAGAAUGGAUUUUGGAGAGGAAAGAUAUACUAAAUCAGUAUAUGAUGCAGGAAAUGGGUUUGUGGACGCUGCUGGAGGGCUGCCUGCUUCUUGCAAAUGCACUGGCUAUAUUAAAUGAAGACCGUCUUCUUGCCCCUAGGGGAUGGAGCUUCCAGGAAUAUUCUGGUGUUAGGAGAAAAUCGUUAAAGGGGCAAAUUAUUGGUCUUAUAUAUGCAACCCAGUAUUUAAGAGUUCCUCUUAUACUUCUCAAUUUGCUCUGCAUUGUUGUGAAGCUGUUUUCUGGCUGAUGUACCCCGGUAUGAUUAGUUGUCAGAGGAUUUGUUUUGCUUAUCAGGUCAGUUGAAAAGAUAGCGGAUUUAGAAGAUUCAGUUAAUGAAAGUGUGGAAAAAGGUGUUUGUCUGGAGAAGUGGAACCUUUUUUUCCUUUGAAAAUAACAUGUUUUAUCACUAAUAUAUCCUUUGUUCAUUUUAGUAUUUAUACACCAAGUGGUAGUAGUAUCCAUAUGGUUGUAUACCAUGUUGAUUAUCUUAUGGCAGAUUUUAUUCCCUCGAUCA